Molecule: messenger RNA, 1500 nt
Organism: Miscanthus lutarioriparius
Lineage: Eukaryota; Viridiplantae; Streptophyta; Magnoliopsida; Poales; Poaceae
Source: the annotation of a GenBank genome assembly
AUGUUGGGAAAAUAUAAGGUUUGUGAUGGUCUGAAUGAGCAGGCUGCUCCAGAAUCCCAUAGCUGCAACCUAAUCUUGCAUGAUAAGAUUUCAGAAGCCCACUCUUUAUCUGAUCAGAAUAUUGGAAAGAACAAAGUUGACAUUCAGAAACGUAGUUGCAAAAACAAGAUUCAAACAAGCAAACCGUUGGGAAAACGUGAGAGAAACAUCAUGCCCAUUCGUCGCAUAACAGUAUCAGUGGAUUUGCAGCUGCUUCGUGCUUUUCUGCUGUCAGCGUCAGAUGGCAAUGGCUUCGCCCGAAGAACAGCUCGGCCAGAUCCUGGCGUUGCUGACUCAAAACUCGAAGGGGAUCGCCGAUCUUCAACGAUCCAUGGAGCAAGUGACUGCCGCGAAGACGGAUUUCGAGUAGUGGAAGCCGGAGGUGAACAACCGUGUCGCCGACCUCGAGCACGCGGUGAAUUAUCUCGGCUGUUCGGAGACAACCCAAAGCACGCGAUCUCCGACGGCGAGCCUACAAUCGAGCAUCCCGAUCCGGAUCCCAAGCUUGGGUCGGGCAAGAAGGUGACGGACCCUGCUCACUGGGGUCAACCUCGUACGAGGCGUCGCCUGGGCAAUUUGGCCACCGCUGCGAAACCCAGCACGGGAGCGCCGGAUACACCACUCCGGAUCCGCCUUCGGUCACAGGAAGAGGCUCUGUUGGAUUCAUCCAAUAGAGAGUUCAAGAAGGGGGAAUAUCAAAGUUCUGUUAGAAAAUAUUCAACUGACAGUAACAAGAUAGUGGAUGGGGCUAAACACUCUUAUCAAGGAUUCAGGGGUGGUCAAUCAAAUUCUGAUGACAAAAGAAAUAGUGAAACAUCUAAACCCAAGUCACCUGAAGACAAAUUAUCAGCACUCAAGGCCUUCACAAGAGCCAAGGGUCUAUGUUUUAAAUGUGGAGAGAAAUGGAGUCCUACCCACAAAUGCCCCACUUCUGUUUCCCAUCAUGCACUAGAGGAAAUUUGGCAAAUGCUGGGUGAUGGUGAUGAUGCUGUACAUUCGGUGACAGAAGAAGGAACUAAAGAUUCAGGAGAUGACCUUAUGGCAAUUUCUCUACAAGCAGUAAAUGGUAUUGAAAGAACCAAGACCAUCUGGUUUAGAGGGUUUGUGGCUGGUUCCCACAGCUUUGCCAACCAGUCCCUGGUGGAAGGAUUACCUGGGCAGAAACUCUUGGACAAGCCUGUCAGAGUCAGGGUAGCAAAUGGUAAUGAAAUCCCCUGCACUCAUGAACUUCCUGAUUUUAUCUGGAGUGUACAAGGUCAUACAUUCAAGAUGAAGCCAAGACUGAAGAAUCUAUUCCUCCUGAGAUUCGGGCCAUCAUCAGUCAGUAUCAGUCAAUUUUUCAACCUCUACCAAACAUUCCUCCCCAGAGAGAAAAGGAUCACACCAUUCCUCUACUGCCAGGAACUCAACCCUUCAGGCACAGGUCUUAUAGAUAUAAUCCAUUUCAGAAGGAUGAAAUAG